GCCCAACACACACACGCCGCCUCAGUUAUUUAUGAAUUAUUCAAUAUAAUUUCGAUAUUAUUUUUAAUGACAUAAGCAUAAUUAUUUUUAAUGAUAAUUGUUAAUUUAAUUCAAUUAAGAAACUAUUCAGUGUAAUGUUAAAAACGUGAAUUUGUGACUUUAUUUUUUUUUUUAUUUUAAUUUUUUUAUUUAUUUUGGUGUUUACGCAAGUGACAGAAUUAUGGGUACGGACACAACCACAGAGAGCACAGAUAGUGACACCGUACCAGCGGCGAGCCAUCCGGAUCAUGAAGCAACUCAUUCUGUAGUCGGCGGAGCACACGCCUUUAUUCUUAGGAUAUCAAGUUUCCUCGGGCUGGCUCCUCUGAGGUUCCAGGACCACAGCAAUGGGUUCAUGGUGUCGAUAUCAAACCCGAUGUGUAUAUACAGUUACAUACUAGUCACUGUUUUAGUUAUAACGGCAAUAAUAGGCCAUAUAUCAGAGAUCUACGUAGGCGUCAAGCUGUCAGUUCGCAUGUCAUCUCCGAUGUCGCAAGUGGUGUCUACAUGUGACGUCAUGAUAGUCGUUGCUACAGCGUGCGCAGGAGUCUAUGGAGCGCCCAGAAGAAUGAGGAAUAUGCUUAAAUUCAUGGGCAGUGUAGCUUCGGUGGACAACAGCAUAGGCGGGCGGUACUCCGUGGCUACAGAGCGCAAGCUCUGUGCAAUCCUGCUCUCGAUUUUGACCUUCUUCACAGUUCUCAUUAUAGACGAUGUAUGCUUCUAUGCUAUCCAAGCCAGGAAGGUCGACAGACAAUGGUCCGUGGUGAUAAACUACAGUACAUACUACAUCCUGUGGUAUGUGGUGAUGAUCUUGGAACUCCAGUUCGCCUUCACAGCGCUGUCCAUACGAGCGCGGUUCCAAGCUGUUAAUGAUGCUCUAGCGCUAACUGCCAAGAAUGUCUCUGUUCCCUUAGAGAGCUCUACAGAGCUAAACAUCUACGCGAUUCGUGUAGCCCCGGCCGACUCCCGCGCCAACGUCAGUUUGCUCAUGGAGCCUGUGCCGGAGAAGGACGCUGUCAUCAUCAAAAAAGCUGCGAAUGGCGAUCCCCGUCUCAUAGUGUCUCCAAGCGACGCUGUUCACCGCUUGUCUACCCUCCACGGUUCACUCUGCGAAGUAGUACAGUGCAUUGAUGAGAACUACGGAGUACCGCUUGUAGUAGUUCUCAUAUCUACAUUACUACAUCUGAUUGUGACUCCGUACUUCCUUAUCAUGGAAAUUAUUGUGUCAACACACAGGAUACACUUCCUGGUGCUUCAGUUCCUGUGGUGCGCCACUCACAUGAUGAGGCUCAUCGUGGUCGUCGAGCCGUGUCACUAUACUAUAUUUGAGGGCAGGAGAACACAAAGUCUCGUCUGUCGUCUGCUGAUGGCGUCUCCAAUCGCGAACACCACAUUGCCGACCAGGCUGGAGUUGUUCUCCAGGCAGCUCAUGCUGCAGACCACGUGCUAUGCACCCAUGGGCAUGUGUACCUUGGACAGACCACUCAUUGCUUCUAUAUUGGGUGCAGUGACAACAUACUUAGUGAUACUGAUACAGUUCCAGAGAUACGACUCACUAUAAUGUCGGACACGUACAGUCUGCCACACAUCAAUCCACCCAAACUCAUUGCAAACUCGCCCUUAUUACCGCGGUAUAGAUAUGGCCAUGGUAACUUAUAAUGGGGUCAGUACAUCUGACUAUGUAUAUAUAAAAAAUUCAGGGCAUUAAUCUCAUUGCGUACUAUUGUAUGCUGCAAGUCUA
Messenger RNA from Plodia interpunctella (Indianmeal moth), 1780 nucleotides. RefSeq names its product gustatory receptor for sugar taste 43a. Gene Ontology annotation, biological process: male courtship behavior; chemosensory behavior; sensory perception of taste. The record is from RefSeq and is a predicted model, not a curated record. The transcript is spliced from 11 exons. Bases 221 to 1600 code for a protein of 459 amino acids. NCBI's taxonomy places the organism in Eukaryota, Metazoa, Arthropoda, Insecta, Lepidoptera, Pyralidae. Gene Ontology annotation, cellular component: dendrite; membrane; axon.